This is a messenger RNA of Lucilia sericata (common green bottle fly), 5419 nucleotides long. It is a transcript of the gene LpR1, whose product is annotated as low-density lipoprotein receptor. Gene Ontology annotation, molecular function: calcium ion binding; protein binding. Bases 1398 to 5180 code for a protein of 1260 amino acids. NCBI's taxonomy places the organism in Eukaryota, Metazoa, Arthropoda, Insecta, Diptera, Calliphoridae. The transcript is spliced from 15 exons. The record is from RefSeq and is a predicted model, not a curated record.
GCUGAAACAAAGAUUUUAGUCAACAGCAAACUUUAAAUUGAUACGGUUGUAUUAAACGGAUUGAUAAUAAAAGAAUUGUAUUCUGUGUGUGUUUCUUUUGUAUGGAAAAAAUACAAAAUAUUUAGAAAUUUAAAGGAAAUAUUAACAAACAAAAAAAGCAAAAUAUUAAGAAAUUAAGAAAAGUUUAAAAAGUAACACAUAACUGGAGAAAAAUAAGAAAUAUAAUUCUUUUAAAAAAAGAAAUUUUAUAAAAAUAUAAAUUAAAUUGUAUUAAAUUUAAAAGUGAUUUAUUAAAGAGUGUGCUUGUUUGUGUGAAGUUUAUCUCUUGGGUGUAUAAAAAUAAACCCCCAAAAAAAAGUGAAAAAAUUAAAACGUAAACAGCUGAUAAUUGAAAGAAAUUCUUAAUUUAUUUAUAACAAAAAAAAAGGUCAUUUCCAUUUGCAGCAUAUACAUAAACAACAAUAUUAAAUUAAACGAAAUAAAAACUUAAAUACAUACUUUUAGGCGGAAAUACAUAUAACAAUAAGUGUAAUCACAAUUAAAACCAUGAACAAUUCUUAUACAUACAUAACAAAUAAAUGAUUUAAUUAAUAAAUAAACAAAGAGAAAAGGCAAAUAAAUCUCAACAUAAAAAUUAUAACUACAAUAAACGGAUUUUUAAGCAAAGAACAAAAACAAAUCUAAUGAUAUUUGAAAUAAAAAUUGUGAAAAACAUAAACUAUUAUUUGUUAAUAAAACCACCUGUAUGUUUGUGUUUUAAUGCAUUUGUCUGUGUUUAAAAUAAACGACCAACAAAACAAACAAAAGCAAAAUUCAUAGCAUAGUUUAUGGCAGCCUCAAAAUAAUACUCAAAUAUUGAACGCAAGCGAAGCAAAAGAACAAAUAGACAGAGAUAUAGUUGGCAAAAACUCUCCUAGUGUGUUGAGUGCAUAUUUCUGUUACUCCUAUAGCGAGCAUUAAGGCCAUUUAAAUGCAAAAAAAAAAAACAAAAAUAAAUUAAAUAAAUAAAUAAAUAUCGUAAUUUUGUUGCCCAGCCGUGCUGUGUUUUAUAUAACCCGCAGUUGUUUUGGUAUUUGGUUUAAGCCACCACUUAUCAACGGCUUAAAUAUCAAAUAAUAUUAUCAGACCGCAUACAGCUAAAAACCAGGCGAACAAUUUAAAAAAACCAUUUACAAACAUAUUUGCCAUUUAUUUAACUUUUUUGUGUAAAUGUAUUUGUACAUUCAUAUGUUUGGUUAACUCUUCUCAUUGUCAACAAUAAACAAUAAAAUUGAAAAUAAUAACAACAGCAACAACCACAUUUUUAUCAACGUUUCCCCCCAGAAUUUUUACAACUCUACAGCAUUACAUUUUUUGUUCGUCUUGUAUAAAAACUAUAUAAACAUUACGUUUUCAUCAUGGGAUUAAUACGUUAUUUUCUGUAUUGUUUACUGCUGAUAAAUGGUGUAUUGCAUACAUCUAGGCUUAAAACAAUGAUGUAUGUUAAUGCUGCACCGGGUGAUAUUGAAGAAUCAACUUGUGGUGUCGAACAGUUUCGUUGCAACAAUGGCAAAUGUAUACCCAACAGAUGGCGCUGUGAUCAAGAAAAGGAUUGCUCUGAUGGUUCUGAUGAAUUUCCCGGAUUGUGCAAAAGUAAAACUUGUACCCCCGAUGAGUUCACUUGUAAAUCGGGCGAGGGUGAAUGUAUACCCUUGGCCUGGAUGUGUGAUCAAAGUAAAGAUUGUUCAGAUGGUUCCGAUGAGGCUUCAUGCAACGAAACUUGUCGCUCUGAUGAGUUCACUUGCGGCAAUGGUCGUUGCAUACAAAAACGUUGGAUGUGUGAUCAUGAUGAUGAUUGCGGUGAUGGUUCCGAUGAGAAGAAUUGUGCCAAAGUACCAUGUGAUGCUCAUGAAUUCACAUGCACAAAUGGAGCCUGUAUACACAAGAAAUGGAAGUGUGAUGGUGAUCCCGACUGUUAUGAUGGAUCCGAUGAGUUGAAUUGUCGCAAUGUCACCGAAACACAUACACCCUGUCUAGCACAUGAAUACCAGUGCAAGGAUCGUAUAACCUGUUUACAUCCCAGCUGGUUAUGUGAUGGUGAAUGUGAUUGUCCCGGUUGUGAUGAUGAAGUAGAUCAAAAUUGUAAAAAUAACACUUGUCGCCCGGAUCAAUUUCAAUGUGCUGAUCGUUCUUGUAUUGCGGGGCAUCUUAUUUGCAAUGGUGAAUCUGAUUGUACCGAUAAAAGUGAUGAACUUAAUUGUGGCAUACGUAAAGAAACUGUAUGUAAUAAUACCACACAAUUUGAUUGCGGUGGCGGUCAAUGUAUAUCUCUUGCCAAAGUAUGUGACAAACAUAAAGACUGUCCGGAUGGUGAAGAUGAGCCAGCCAAUAAAUGUGAUAUAAAUGAGUGUUCCACAAAUAAUGGUGGCUGUAUGCAUAAGUGUAUUGAUCAGCCUAUAGGUUUUAAAUGUGAAUGUGAAACCGGUUAUAAGUUAAUUAAUAAUAAAUCCUGUGUGGAUAUUGAUGAAUGUGCCGAAAAUCCAGGAGCAUGUUCACAAAUUUGUAUUAAUGAAAUUGGUGGCUAUAAAUGUGAAUGCAUGGAUGGCUAUAUGCGUGAUCCACGCAAUCAUACACGCUGUAAGGCAACAGAAGGACAUGCAUCCCUGCUACUGGCACGUCGUCAUGAUAUACGUAAAAUAGCUUUGGAUCAUAUGGAAAUGACAUCGAUUGUUAAUAAUACAAAAUCAGCGACUGCUUUAGAUUUUGUUUUUCGCACCGGCAUGAUAUUCUGGAGUGAUGUGACCACACAAAGCAUAUACAAAGCACCCAUUGAUGAGGGCAACGAUAAAACAAUUGUACUGAAAGAGCAUACAGUAACCUCAGAUGGUUUGGCUGUCGAUUGGAUUUACAAUCAUAUAUACUUUACGGAUACCCACAGAUGUACCAUUGAAUUGACAAACUUUGACGGCAAUAUGGGUAAAGUGCUCAUAGAAGAUGAAUUGGAUAUACCACGUUCAAUAGCAUUGGAUCCCAUUGAAGGCUGGAUGUAUUGGUCCGAUUGGGGUGCUUCGCCUCGUAUCGAACGUGCUGGCAUGGAUGGUUCACAUCGUACCACAAUUAUCAACUAUGAUGUCAAGUGGCCAAAUGGUAUUACAUUGGAUUUGGUACGCAAACGUAUCUAUUGGGUUGAUGGUAAAUUAAACAUCAUAUCAUCUGCAAAUUAUGAUGGUUCACAGCGACGUCAGAUUUUAUAUUCAACGGAAUAUUUACGUCAUCCCUUCUCUAUUACGACAUUUGAAGAUUAUAUUUACUGGACAGAUUGGGAUAAACAGACCGUUUUCAAGGCGAAUAAAUUCAAUGGAGAAGGUGUUGAACCCAUAACAGCUGUACAUAUGCUACAACAUCCCAUGGUCAUACACGUCUAUCAUCCAUAUCGUCAACCGGACGGUGUCAAUCAUUGUCAAGCUGUCAAUGGACACUGUUCACAUUUAUGUCUGCCAGCGCCGCGCAUUAAUGAACACAGUCCACGUAUAUCGUGUGCCUGUCCCACCGGUCUCAAAUUAAUGGACGACAGACUGAUGUGUGUUGAAGAUCAUAAAAAGGAUGUUAUGAACAAUUCAUCACCACUAAAGGGAAGGAAUGUAUUAAAAACACCUGAAAUACAGCACAACAAAACACCAUCUCUACCCGGAGAUGUUAGUAAUGGUGAUGAUGAUGACAAUGAUGAAGAGCAACAGCAACAGGAGCAAUCAAUUACAGCAUCAUUUUAUGAUAGUUAUGCUGCAAAAUAUCUCUAUGCAGUCUGUCUAGAAUUACAAUUCCAUAAUAAUGAUGACCAGAGAGCCAUAGAGAUGAAUUAUAAACAUAAUACUGAUAGUGGUGCUGGUGCCGGUGAUGAAAUUGAAGAUUAUGAACGUAAAGUGAAGCAGAGAAUGAAACGUAAUAUUUUACCAAAGGAACAGGAAGGCAAACGACGACGAGACAAUAAAACUAAACAAAAACCAAUAAUGGAAAUGAAAACCAUGAAUGCAAAUGACAAAAAUAAUGAAAACAAUAUUGAAAUAAAUAAUGAAUUACCAGUGAUUAAAGACAAAAACAACAGCAAUAGCAAUAAUGAAGCUUUAGAAACCAAUGAUUUCGAUACAAUUACAAUCAAUGAUAAAUUAUCGAUAUUAAUAAAAUCCAUAAAUUAUACUAAAACUGAUAAUGAUAAAAUAACAAAAUAUGAAAUAAUUAAUAAUACAAUAGAUUCAAUGCUGCCAAAUAAAACUACCUCAGAAAAUGGCAUCAUCAAUGGGCAAAGUUUUAACACAACUAAGGAAAAUUAUAAAGAAAUUAUAGAAACUUUAGCUUCCACAGAAAUUCCUAACAGUUCACCAGAACAACAGGACAAUGAGUUUGUUAUUAAUCAGGACUAUGAUACAAACAUCUAUUUAGAUGAAACAUUCUAUGAUAGUGAUUAUUAUGUAGAAGGAGGUGCCAUGGACAGGCCACAAGAAACUGAAACGGAAAUAAUUAUUCAAUUAAUAAAUUCAUCACCUAAACCCAUAACAACCACCGCUGGCAAUCGUUUUGAAUCUACAAAUAAUAUUUCUCCUUCACUAACUGCAUUCAACGAUGAUAGUUUAAAUUCCUUUAAAACUCUUUUGUCUUUAUAUUCAUCAACAAACUUAUCAUUAUCCACAUUAUCAUCAUCAUCAUCCUCAUCAGCAGGUCAGCACACAUUCUAUACUAAUUAUGAUGUACCUGUGGGUUAUUUACGUUGGUUGUGCAAACGUUUGCCCAAAACCAGCACUAAUGCCCCACCAUUACAAGGUUCAUCUGAUGAUGAAAAGAAAACGGUCAAUGAAAUUGAAUUGAAUACAAUCACAGUUAAUAAACAUCCCACCGGAAAUGGUACACAUAAUAAUGAUGGCAGUCCUAUAACAACAACUACACAACCUGAUUCGGGUUAUAUUGCUUUAAUAGUGAUAGGUAGCUUACUGGGCACCUCACUAGUAUUGGGAGUGCUACUUUAUAGCGGUUAUCGCUACUGCAGCAGGCGCUCUAUUAAUUCGAUGAAUUUCGAAAAUCCAGUUUAUCGCAAAACAACCGAAGAUCAUUUUAGUUUGGAGAAAAAUCUACCCGUGCGCAUGUAUCCCAGUACGGUCGAUGAAGAGUCCAAAGAACCUUUAAAGGAAGUGGGCACUGAGUGUGUUUAAAGUAAAAUUGUUUACAACAAAAACUCUCAUUUCAAAAAUACCAAAAAGAGAAAACUUAAACCUAUUUUGAAAUAUUCUAGUAAAACAAACAACCAUUUUUUGGCAACAAAGAAAAGACUUACACUUUUAAAAUGUAGUAAAAUUUUUUUAGAAAAGACAAAAUUAAAGAGAAACCAAAAAAAAACAAAAAUUCAUACUGAAAUCAUUCAACUAAAAAAAAAGAAGAAAACUAAACACAA